GGCAGGGCACGUAUUGGUUCGCGCGGACCCCGGCGGCGUGAUGCGGUACAACGAGAAAGAGUUGCAGGCGCUGUCUCGGCAGCCGGCAGAGAUGGCGGCCGAGCUGGGCAUGCGGGGCCCCAAGAAGGGGAGCGUGGCCAAGAGGCGGCUGGUGAAGCUGGUGGUGAACUUCCUCUUCUACUUCCGCCCGGACGAGGCCGAGCCCCUCGGAGCCCUGUUGCUGGAGCGCUGCAGAGUGGCCCAGGAAGAGCCCGGCGGCUUCUCCAUUAGCUUCGUGGAAGACCUCAGCAGGAAGUAUCACUUCGAAUGCGGUAGCCAAGAGCAAUGUCAGGAAUGGAUGGAGGCUCUGCGGCGGGCCAGCUACGAGUACAUGCGACAAAGCCUGGUCUUCUACAGGAAUGAGAUCAGGAAGAUGACAGGCAAGGACCCCCUGGAGCAGUUCGGCAUCUCCGAGGAGGCCAGGUUCCAGUUGAAUAGCUUGCCUAUGGAUGGGCGGACUGCUUGUAUUGGCUCCCAGCUAGAUGCGUUGGACUGACCAUCGCUGGGCCCCUGGCUACUCUGGGAGGUAUAUUUCAGAGGCUUAAAAACAUCUGUUCAAAGCCAGAGGUCCAGAGAGGUGGGCAGGCGCUGUGGUCCCCACCCCCCAUGCCAUCUCCCUUCAAGUGACAUCCAGGGGCUGAGCCUGGCACAGCUCCCAUGUCCAUUUUCAGAUGAAUGUAUAAUGCUAGGUAAAGCUGUGAAUGGUGAGGGUUCCCCUCAGCCAGCUGUGAACCCCACUCCUGCUGAUACGCUAGAGCAGGCCACGGUGCUGGCCUUCAGUGCCGAGCCUGCUCUUUAAUAAAGGUACCUCUUUUCCAA
Meriones unguiculatus (Mongolian gerbil) is the source of this 858-nucleotide messenger RNA. It is a transcript of the gene Plekhj1, whose product is annotated as pleckstrin homology domain containing J1. NCBI's taxonomy places the organism in Eukaryota, Metazoa, Chordata, Mammalia, Rodentia, Muridae. Gene Ontology annotation, cellular component: trans-Golgi network; early endosome; recycling endosome. Gene Ontology annotation, biological process: retrograde transport, endosome to Golgi; receptor recycling; endosome organization. The record is from RefSeq and is a predicted model, not a curated record. The coding region runs from base 41 to 535 and encodes 164 amino acids. The transcript has 6 exons.